CCGGACGCGUACGUGUGCCCGAUCACGCGCGAGCUCAUGCACGACCCGGUCUUCGCAUCCGACGGCCACACCUACGAGCGCGACGCCAUCCAGCAGUGGCUCAUCAGCCACGACACGUCGCCGAAGACGGGCCUCAUCCUCGACUCGAAGCACCUCGUGCCCAACUUCGCCAUCCGCUCCGCCAUC
This is a messenger RNA of Aureococcus anophagefferens, 186 nucleotides long. RefSeq lists its product as hypothetical. NCBI's taxonomy places the organism in Eukaryota, Pelagophyceae, Pelagomonadales, Pelagomonadaceae. The record is from RefSeq and is a predicted model, not a curated record. The transcript has a single exon. Gene Ontology annotation, molecular function: ubiquitin-protein transferase activity. The annotation marks the transcript as partial. Gene Ontology annotation, biological process: protein ubiquitination.